Messenger RNA from Dendrobium catenatum, 2504 nucleotides. RefSeq lists its product as uncharacterized. The record is from RefSeq and is a predicted model, not a curated record. The coding region runs from base 665 to 2212 and encodes 515 amino acids. NCBI's taxonomy places the organism in Eukaryota, Viridiplantae, Streptophyta, Magnoliopsida, Asparagales, Orchidaceae. The transcript has 4 exons.
CGAGAUCAUCCGCUUCAUUUUUCUUCGCUCAUUCUGUUUCCGUGAUUUUAGCCUAACCGAAGCUCCUCAACCGUUUCGUUCUCUUUCUUUCUUUCAGCAUUUCAGGUCUCCUUCCCAUUCUCUCUCUCUCUCUCGCCGGCCGGAAAAUAUAGCUGAUCUGUCGGAGAUGGCCCGGGAGAUGGAGGAUCUCGCUGCCCGCUUCGCUGUUUUUUGUGCCGAGGGAGUGAAAUCCAGUAAGAAACGGCCGAUACGAUGGUUUUCCUCGGUACGUCAACAAGUGCCUCAAAUACCUAGUAAUUAGGGUUACUUUGCUUCUUAUUUGCUGUCUGCAGUUGGUCAGAAGGGAUUCUAUUGUUCCGUCGCCUGAUCUCUUUGCUAGGAUUCUGAUUUCUAGGGUUUUCUUUAAAGAAAGGUUGGUGAACUUAGGUAUUUGUUCCGUUCCGUUCACAAGAUUAUUAGUUCGUCUUGGUUUUUGAGUUUCCUGGUGGUGGGGAAGGCUAGUUUCCCUUCUUUAGCUUGUCUUUCUUCUCCAGGUGGAUAAAUUGUUUAGACGUCUGCGCUUUUCUGUAAUUGAAUUGAGGGCAAUUGGAGAAGGAACCGAGGUUUAAUGUUAGAGCUAGGGUUGAGUUUGGAGAUAUUAGAGGAUUCUAAGUAGUUUGAGGUAAUGGGGAGAAUAGAAUUGUCAGUGAAGAAGAUUGGCAAACUGAACUUAAGAGAAGAAGCGGCAAAGGCGACUCUGCGUACCGUGUGGCAACAGGGACAUGUGUAUAUCGAGCUGAGAAGAAUUACUAAACGCAGCAUCUUCUUCUGCACACUUUGUCUUACACAGUGUUUCAGUGAAGCCGUGCUUUAUGAUCAUCUCCGAGGAAAUUUCCACUCUAAGAGAUAUAGUUCUGCUAAAAUUACUCUUUUCCUUCCCAAUCCUUGGCCGUUUAAUGAUGGCGUUCUUUUCUUUGAUACCUCCCUGGCAAAGGAUCUCAGCAUCAAGUUUGUUUUGGAGUCUCAAAGGGGUGUUGUUUUGGGUGUUAAUGGUGGAAGGAGUGGAGCCGCUGCUAAGGUAGAUGAACUAAGAUCGAAGUUUAGAGGUACCUCUGAUCAAGAUCUUACUAACCUAACGUCAGAUCAUAUUAGUAAUGCUCGGAAUGCAGGCAAACCUGCUAUUGGUCAUGAGAAAAUUAAAAAGUGCAAGGGUGUGCAGGAGCAUUUUAGCAUUUCUUAUGUCCUUCCUAAUGAGAAAACUUCAAAAUUGGAGUUGGAAAUCAUUGGUUAUGGACAUAUUGGUGCUAAACUCCAUGAAGACAGUGAGAAAAGCUGCAUGUUUAGCAGAAUUUGGUGUGCUUGGUUGGGUGAUGGCAAUUCUGAUGGUUGUGAUGAGUUAUUAGCAUCCCCAAAGUGUGAUUUUGCUAUAGUGAGCAUCUCUUACACCUAUGAUCUUGGAAAAAGGUGUGACAUUCAAGAUGAAGUCAGGCCUCCCUCACCUGGUUCUUUCUUUGAGAUUGAUCAAUCUGGAAGACGAACAAAGAAGAGAAAAAAAUCAUUCUCAGAUCCAGAGGAUAGUUCUGAAUCUUUUGCUGACCAGUGUGCUUCCUCUUGUGAGCAGUCUCAUAUUGUAGGAAGCCUUGGCAAUUCACAUUCUAGACAUUGUCGACGAACGCAAAGCAGGGAUCUCAGGAAAGAAUUGAGGGAACAAAACAUUUUAACUGCUCAAAGGAAAUGUGAUAUAUGUCAGCAGCCAAUGCUUCUAGGAAAGGAUGUUGCUACCUUGUUGAAUUUAAAAACUGGUAGAUUUGCUUGCAGCAGCAGAAAUAUCAAUGGAGCAUUUCAUGUGUUCCAUGUCUCUUGCCUUAUACACUGGGUAUUGCUUUCUGAGUUUGAAUUAUGGACCAAUCUGUCAACGAAUCCGAAAAAUACCCGAGGGCGCAGAGGGAAAUCAGUUAUUAAUAACAACCUUAUCUCUUCUAUAUUUUGUCCAGAGUGUCAUGGUACUGGUAUUCGUAUUGAAGGCGAUGCAUUAGAGCAGCCCAGUCUUUCGCUAUCUGAGACAUUCCUGUACAAACUAAAGGCUAUUAAAGCUCAAAAAGAAUGGAUGAAAAGUCCAGAAAAUCUCCAGAACUGUUCUACUGGUCUUUGUUUUCCUUCUGAAUCCACUGAGAAGUUGCAGGGAAAGGUGAGACCGGCGAAGUUGUUGCUCUUCUACCGAGCUUAUAAAUAGAUUCUGGGGCUACCGUGCAAUGCAAGAGCGUGGCUGGUUAUUGAUAUAGCAGAUUUCUAGUAAGUUCUUGUAAAUUUCUUUCAGUAGGGUGAUUUCUGUAGAAAGUUGACUUGAUGUGGGUGUGUUUGACGCUAUGAUUGAUUCCUUAAAAGUUGGAAGUGUGUGUUUCUUUAGCUGAGAGUGAAGUAUAUAUGCUUAGGUCCACUUGUACAUGAAAUUUCCGUGUUAGUUUGACUUGAAAGCUGAUGGCUCUAUGCCAACCUUAUAUUUCAAUGGCUGAUUGCUUCGUGCC